UAAGAGUGUUAUAUAAAGAGAGAACCACCUUUCUUCUUUCUUUGCUGAUUUCAUUUCACAAUACUAUACCCAAUGGGGAGAUCACCUUGCUGUGACAAAGUGGGGUUGAAGAAAGGACCAUGGACACCUGAAGAAGAUCAGAAACUCUUAGCCUACAUUGACGAACAUGGCCAUGGAAGCUGGCGUGCCUUGCCGGCGAAAGCCGGUCUUCAAAGAUGUGGGAAGAGCUGCAGGCUUAGAUGGACUAAUUAUCUAAGGCCUGAUAUUAAGAGAGGAAAGUUUAGUUUGCAAGAAGAACAAAUUAUCAUUCAACUCCAUGCCCUUUUAGGGAACAGGUGGUCUGCUAUAGCCACUCACUUGCCAAAGAGAACAGAUAACGAGAUAAAAAACUACUGGAAUACUCAUCUCAAGAAAAGGUUAGCUAAAAUGGGGAUUGAUCCAAUCACUCACAAGCCAAAAAGUGAUGCUUUACUCUCCACUGAUGGUCAAUCCAAGCAUGCAGCAAACCUUAGCCAUAUGGCUCAGUGGGAGAGUGCUAGGCUUGAAGCUGAAGCUAGAUUGGCUAGAGAAUCAAAGCUACGUUCACAUUCACUUCAACAUCAGCUGGGUCCUCCAGGUUUUGCUCCUUCAGGUUCUGCGUCUACUUCAGCUGCUCAGCUUGUGAAUAAGACAGCUUGGAAUAGUACUACUGGCUGGACUAAAUCCAGUGAAGGUAAUAGUGCUGUUUUAAACACUGGACUUGGUGGUGCUGCUAACCUUGAAUCUCCUACAUCAACACUUACUUUCUCAGAAAAUGCUCGACCGAUCAUGAGCAAAGGGCUUGGAGUGAGUUCAAUGCCAGUGAUUGAGUUUGUUGGCACUACUUCAGGUUCAUCCGAGGCCGGAAUCAUCAAAGAAGAAGGUGAACAAGAAUGGAAAGGCCUUGGAAGUUCAACUAAUUUGCCUGAUUACAAAGAGGGUAUUGAGAAUUCUCUAUCGUUCACUUCUAGCCUCCAUGAUAUGACAAUUUCCAUGGAAGGGGGAUGGACUCCAGAGUCUUUAAGGCCAAAUAGCAGUCAUAUUGAUGUUGCGAAUGUAAUGGAGGAAGGCUUCACUAAUCUUCUUCUUAAUGAUUCUACCGACAAGAGUUUAUCAGAUAGUGGCAAAGAAUCUGAUGAAAACAGUGGAGGCAGUGGUGAUGGCAGUGAUUACUAUGAAGAUAACAAGAAUUAUUGGAACAGCAUUCUUAAUUUGGUGAAUUCUUCCCCAUCAGAUUCACCAAUGUUCUAA
Durio zibethinus is the source of this 1269-nucleotide messenger RNA. Its product is annotated as transcription factor MYB106-like. Lineage: Eukaryota; Viridiplantae; Streptophyta; Magnoliopsida; Malvales; Malvaceae. The record is from RefSeq and is a predicted model, not a curated record.